GCCUGUGUCUGCCCGUGCUGAGAGCUCAACAGUCCGGCAGAGAGAGGAACCUCGUUGUGGGCAGGACCGGGGUCACAGACGAACAUCACACCACAGGUCACAGGAGGACAGAGGAACAAGAGGCUGACAACAGAGGUCGAGAUUGAAUCCAGCAGUCACAAUGGCAGACAGCGGGAAAACUAAUGAGACUGGAGCAGCAGCAGAGCCAGCUAAUGGAGACCAGCAGAAUGUUGUUUCCCGAGUGAGCAAUUUACCUCUGGUCAGUUCAGCUUGUGAGGCCGUCUCCAGCGCCUACAGUACCACCAAAGACAGCGUGCCCUUGCCCCUGAAGGGAGUGAUGGAUGCAGCAGAGAGUGGGGUCCGAACCCUGGGAGCAGUUGCCACCACGGGGUCCAAACCUCUCUUGGACAUUAUAGAACCACAGCUUGCGACAGUAAAUGAGUACGCGUUGAAAGGACUGGGUAAGAUGGAAGAGAAGCUGCCUAUUCUUCACAAACCAGCAGACAAGGUGGUGUCGGACACAGUGGGUAUGGUGUACCAGUCGGUAGCAGGGGCCAAAGAUGCCGUAAUGGGGGCUGUGAUGGGCAGUGUCGAGCUGACCCGGGCAGCAGUCAGCGGAGGCAUCAUCACCGCCAUGGGCACCAGGAUGGGCCAGAUGGUCAGCAGUGGGAUGGGCCUGGCCUUGAGCCGAUCCGAGGACUGGGUUGACCAGAACCUACCACUUACUGAGAGGGAGCUGGCUGCUGUGGCUGAACCUGCCACCAGCGAGGUGACUGCCCCGCCAGCCAGCCCCAGCUACUUUGUCCGCUUGGGAAAACUCUCUGCCAAAGUACAGGAGAGAGCCCUACAGCACUCUCUCUUCCGUGCACGGCAUGCCAGGGAUACCACCUAUACUGCAGUGGCUCAGAUUACCAGCACUCUGGAUCUGCUAGAGAGCGCCCGUACCAGUCUGGGUACUGCAAGUAACCAGAUCGGAGGAGCCUCAGAACAGCUGCUUCAGCGCUGGACGGAGUGGAAGCAGAAGCAGGCUGGAGCUGGACAGACCGAGUCAGAGCCAGAUGGGACCAAAGAUGAAGCUGAGCAGCUGGAGUGGCGGGCUCUCUCCAUGGUGCGCGGUCUCAGCGACCAGAUGAGGUCAGCAUGUUCCAAUGUGGUAUCAAGCGCUCAGGGUCUGCCAGGUGCAGUCCAGGACCAGCUAGCCAGCGCUAAGAGAUCAGCUGAAGAACUGCACUCCUCUCUGGGGAACACGAGCACCAUCACACCCCUCCUUCUGGAGCGGAGCCGUCACCACCUGACCCAAGUUCAGCAGUCACUGGAUGCUGUCAUGGAGUAUCUACUGAACAACACACCACUCAACUGGCUGGUGGGACCUUUUGCCCCUCAGAUCACUGAGAAGGUGGAGGGAGAUGUGGAGAUGGAGCAGAUUGGACCACAAAACUAAGACUUUGAGACUUUGUUGUGUUUCUCCAUGAGCUAAUCAAUUUUGGUGACAGAAGAUUGGUGUGUGCUGUAGAUGGACUAUUUUUAAAAAAUAUAUACAUAAAUAUAUAUACCUGCUUGCUUUAAUGAAAGUAAUCAUGUUUUCUUCUUGAUGCACUGAAUUCAAAAGUAUUAGUUGAUGACACUACAUUUGUGAUGUAGAAUUUUAAUAACUGAAAGCUCUGACAUGUGGCCUUAAACCAGUGUUUCUCAAACUUUUUACACCUUGUACCACGUCUGAAGAUUCAUCUCUGCAAGUACCACCAUCAGCUACAGACAGUUCAUGCAGGAUGCAGGUUUAUUAAUAAAUAAUAAUACUCUU
This is a messenger RNA of Larimichthys crocea (large yellow croaker), 1801 nucleotides long. RefSeq names its product perilipin 3 (gene plin3). Gene Ontology annotation, biological process: positive regulation of triglyceride storage; lipid storage. The record is from RefSeq and is a predicted model, not a curated record. Bases 161 to 1441 code for a protein of 426 amino acids. The transcript has 8 exons. Gene Ontology annotation, cellular component: lipid droplet; cytosol. Lineage: Eukaryota; Metazoa; Chordata; Actinopteri; Sciaenidae.